This is a messenger RNA of Oncorhynchus nerka (sockeye salmon), 1148 nucleotides long. RefSeq names its product sericin-1-like. The coding region runs from base 1 to 558 and encodes 185 amino acids. The transcript is spliced from 2 exons. NCBI's taxonomy places the organism in Eukaryota, Metazoa, Chordata, Actinopteri, Salmoniformes, Salmonidae. The record is from RefSeq and is a predicted model, not a curated record.
AUGGUCAUGGCCGGGGCUGUGCAGUGCAUCAAGGUGGUGUGGGAGUACGGUCAUGGCCGGGGGCUGUGCAAUGCAUCUCUCCCCCUUGAGGAUGAAAUGACUCUUCCGCCCAGCCACUGUACCUUCUGCGGACAGGAGGGCGACUCUGUCAGCUCCGGACAGGAGGGCGACUCUGUCAACUCCGGACAGGAGGGCGACUCUGUCAGCUCCGGACAGGAGGGCGACUCUGUCAGCUCCGGACAGGAGGGCGACUCUGUCAGCUCCGGACAGGAGGGCGACUCUGGCAGCUCCGGACAGGAGGGCGACUCUGGCAGCUCCGGACAGGAGGGCGACUCUGGCAGCUCCGGACAGGAGGGCGACUCUGGCAGCUCCGGACAGGAGGGCGACUCUGGCAGCUCCGGACAGGAGGGCGACUCUGGCAGCUCCGGACAGGAGGGCGACUCUGGCAGCUCCGGACAGGAGGGCGACUCUGGCAGCUCCGGACAGGACGCAGGCACAGGACUCACCAGGCUGGGGAGACCUACUGGAGGCUUGGUCCGUGGAGGAGGUAUAGGAUAGACCGGGCUGUGGGGGAGCACUGGAGAUCUAGUGCGUAGCCUUGUCACCACUCUUCCUGGCUGAAUGCCCAGUCUAACCCAGUCUAGUUCUCCUGGCGAACUGGAGAAACCGUGCUUAGAGCUGGCGCAGGAUAUCCUGGCCCGAGGAGAUGCUCUGGAGAGCAGGGCUGGCACAAUCCGUCCUGGCUGGAUCCUCACCCUAGCACGGCAGAUGCGGGGAGCUGGGAUGUAGCACACCUGGCUAAGAACGCGUAAUGGAGAAACCGUGCGCUCCACCGCAUAACACGGUGCCUGACCAGUACGACGCCUGCCACGGUAAGCAUGGGGAUUUGGCUCAGGUCUCCAACCUGACUCUGCCACACUCCCCGUGUGCUCCCCCCAAAAGUUUUUUUCGGGCUUCCUUGCCAGCCGUGUUCCCUCAUAAUGUUGCCGCUCAGCCUUAGCUGCCUCCAGUUCCUCCUGUGCGCGGCGAUACUCCCCCACGUGCCUCCAGGGUCCCUUCCCUUCCAAAUCAAAUCAAAUCAAUCAAAUCAAAUUUUAUUUGUCACAUACACAUGGUUAGCAGAUGUUAAUGCGAGUGUAGCGAAAUGC